Episyrphus balteatus (marmalade hoverfly) is the source of this 678-nucleotide messenger RNA. RefSeq lists its product as uncharacterized. The record is from RefSeq and is a predicted model, not a curated record. NCBI's taxonomy places the organism in Eukaryota, Metazoa, Arthropoda, Insecta, Diptera, Syrphidae. Bases 82 to 675 code for a protein of 197 amino acids. The transcript is spliced from 3 exons.
UCUAAAAUUACAAACGCAAACGAGCUCAUGUUUUUUUUGUUUUGUGUCAUGCUGAUAAAUUUUCAUUUAAAAGUUUAAAUUAUGGUUUCAUCAGAAGAUUAUCGAGAAUCCUUGGUUAAAAACUUAAUAACAAUUAGAGAUUCUCUCAAAGAAUAUCAUCAAUUGUUUCAAUCGGAAAUAGAAAUUCAACGACCCAUACACGACAGGCUUUGUGUGCUUGCCAAACGAUUCUGCUUACUCGAUCGAGAAGAACCAACGAAACAUAUUCUUCCCUCUGAUAUCUCUCCAGAGGAUGAAAUAAAAGCUGAAUACUUUGAAAAGUUUCUUUUAAUUAGAAAAUCCAACGCAAAAUUAAUCCAAUUUCAUAUGAUGGUGGCAAAUAACUUCAAGGAGCUUCGACAAUUCUUAGACGAAAUGGGGCCUGACAAUCUUGUGCUUUUGGACAAAGCUAAUAUUCUUCAGCUUCCAUUUUCAUCUUGCAUUGAAAUACUUGAUGACUUAAUCAAAUACCACAUAAAGUUGGUAUCUAAUGUUCAUUUUUAUACACUUUGUAUGCAACCUGAAAGAUUGCAAUAUGUGGAGCGCUACAAAAAGCUUCUCAAACCAAAUGUAGAUUUCAAUGAAUAUUUCAGCCAAUCAAUGGCAAAGUUACAUGUAUUAAAGAAAACUAAAUAAUGA